AUGUCAAAAGCUGCUUACAUGAUGCAGGACCAACUGCGCAGGAACUACGCCCUCAUCACUGAUGUUCACAGUCCCAAUGUGUUUUUGGUCCGUGGAUGUUUAUCGUUUCCACAAGGUCUUGCCGCACUGACGUUGCUUUUCCGCGGGAAACUUGCCGCUGACGUAUAUAGUCAUCCGUACUUCAUAGAAAAACAGAGUAACCCGUCACAGCCCUCACCGCAGUUACACCUCACGGAAGAAUGCCAGAGUCUAAUGAAAAUGAUAAAAGGACUUCAUUUUAUGAAAGACGAUAGUAGUAAAUUAGAUAACACUAUGGUCUUUGUUACCGACUAUAGUGUUAUGGCUAGAGGCAAAAUGCUUACCCUUACAAGCGAAGAGGAAGAUGCCACUGAGUUGAUGGAGAGAAAUCGAAGGAAUGGUGAAAGCGAGAAGGAAUGGCAAGAGCGUCUGCUGCGCCUUCGAUGGCAAAAGACAGCUUCAAAUCGUCGCAAUAACAAUCAGAGCGUUAGUAGUGGUAUUUCUUCUGCUGAAUCUUCCCUGCGACCCUUUACACGUCAGAGUCAUCUUGCUAAUGAUCAACAAAUAACUUCUGAGAAACCACAUCGUUUUGUUGAACGGGAUGGAGCUCAUACUGUUUUAUACAAUCCUAUAGAUACAGACCCAAAGACGUUCGAUGCCACCAUACGAAAAUUAAAUGACGAAGAACGAGUGGUAAAGACUAUUGUUGUACCAACUCGACAAGGUUGGGGAAGUGUUCGCAUAUGGGCAGAGGCUUUCCCUGACGCUUGCAUUCUUUGCAGCGGUGAUGCGGGUCGCCAUACCAACACACAGAAACAUCAACAAGAACAACAACAUUUACAGAAUCAAGUGAAAGUGCAUCGUGCAGGUGGUUGUAUUGAUAUGGGAAACGGUGUCACAGGUCUUUCCUUUCCAGAGGUGGACGAAGAUGAAUUAGUUAAUAGUGAGGAUGGUGCCACACCAGCGGUGUAUGACAGCGAAAAUAUCUGCAGUUUGUACUCUCAUCAGUUACCUGUGAAUGUAAGACAUAACGCAGAUGAUGAGUUGCGAUGUUCUCCACGUCUCGAAGCUCUAGGAACAGUAGAGCAACGACAAAUUACUCCCAAUAUUGAACUGUUGCGAAUAGCCGGAGAUGAUCAGACAAACGAGUACAUUUUAUACGAUCAUAGUAGUGAAGCUCUAGCAUGCACUGACUUAUUUCACGGAGAAUACAGUGAUCUAGACCCUGUAAACUCGUGGAUGUGUCGUGUUUGGUUUAAAUUUAUGAAGGGUGGAGACUAUAAACGAGUUGAUGUUGUUCCCCAGUUUAAGUGGCUCCAUGUGAAACAGCAUGGUGACCUAGGUGCAGUACAUGAAUCAAUAGAGAUGCUAACCAAAACACGGCCAAUAAAAUAUUUGCUCUAUGCACACGGAACCCCUCCACGUACUGAAGACCCUGCAAACGCGUUGCGCCUGCAGUGGGGGAUGUCCCCGUUGGAGAAGCAGCAUCAAAAAGGACAUGUAAAGUGA
Molecule: messenger RNA, 1527 nt
Organism: Trypanosoma theileri
Lineage: Eukaryota; Euglenozoa; Kinetoplastea; Trypanosomatida; Trypanosomatidae
Exons: 1
Coding region: 1-1527 (508 amino acids)
Source: RefSeq, a predicted model, not a curated record